Molecule: messenger RNA, 954 nt
Organism: Octopus sinensis (East Asian common octopus)
Lineage: Eukaryota; Metazoa; Mollusca; Cephalopoda; Octopoda; Octopodidae
Exons: 2
Coding region: 1-954 (317 amino acids)
Biological process (GO): transmembrane transport; monoatomic anion transport
Molecular function (GO): transmembrane transporter activity
Source: RefSeq, a predicted model, not a curated record
AUGUCUCGAUUUACUAAUCGCAUUCAGCGUUGUUACUCGUGUCGAUGGAGGUUAUGUUAUAUUUGUGCAAUAGCUUCUCUUGUUGUGCAAACAUUAAGAGUCGAUAUAAGUAUGGCGUUUGUUUGUAUGUUGAAAACCCCGAAUCGUACGAGCGAAGAAGUUAACGUUACUACAGACAACCAACAUUGUUCCGGAUUCGAUAACCGUUCAAUGAUCGAAAAAUAUGAAGGAGAGUUUGAAUGGAGCGACACGUUACAAUCGAACAUACUGGCUGGAUACUUCUAUGGAUAUAUAGCAACUAAUUAUUUGGGUGGUUUAUUGGCCGAUAAAUAUGGUGCGAAAAGAGUUGUCGGAGGUUCAAUACUCUCAGCAUCCAUUCUGACCAUUCUUCAUCCAAGUUUGUCGCGAAUUAGUGGUUACUUGACCCUCGUUCUAAGGAUAUUAACAGGUAUGGCAUCAGGACCAAUAUACCCGGCGUUUCAAUCCUUAUAUGGACGUUGGGCGCCUCCACAAGAAAUUGGUUCGUUGGUUGGGCUUACUUUUGCUGGUCUGUAUUUAGGUAAUAUUGUAGGACUUUCAAUAUCAGGUUAUCUUUGUCUUUAUGGAUUUGACAAUGGAUGGGGUUCUAUAUUUUAUAUAUUUGGUGGAUUAUCUGGUGGUGUUCUUGUCAACAACAAUGAUAUUGCUCCAAGUUAUGCUGGUAUUAUAUUUGGAAUUGCAAAUACAAUCGCAGCAACCUCGGGAAGUAUUUCUCCCUUAUCUGCAAAAGCUCUCACCCCAAACGGUACACAAGAAGAAUGGCAGAUCGUGUUUGCCUUAAAUGCUACUGUAUGUGUAGUUUGCACAAUAUUAUAUGCAAUAUUAGCCACAGGAGAAAUUCAAGAUUGGGCGAUUUCGGAAGACUCUGGAUCACCUGUUCACCUUGACGACAUGAACACAAAUAAAUCAGCUUAA